AUGACAACCGUUCAAGACGAAAAUGAGCCGGUAUUUUCAGCCUCAGACGACCAGCGGCUCAGAAAACACUGUUCCCCAACUUCAAGUGACUACAGUUGUAUUGUCUGUCAACAGGUUUACUCAACCGUUCAUGGACUUGAGGUCCACAGCAGAAGGUCUCACAAAGGAACGAAGCCCUUUGUCUGCAUACUGUGCAAUAAAUCUUUUGGUCAUGUUGUCAGCUUGAGACAGCAUAUGAACAUCCACUCAAAGGAAAUAUGUUUUGAGUGCGAGGUCUGUUGCAAAACUUUUAAUCGUUCCUUUGCACUCAAAACACAUCUGAUAAUCCAUUCGGACAUCAGGCCAUACCCCUGCCAGUACUGUAACAAGAGGUUUCAUCAAAGGUCUGAUAUGAAGAAGCACGCACACGUUCACACUGGUGAAAAGCCUCACAAAUGUGAAAUUUGUGGCAGUGCUUUCAGCCAAAGCUCCAACCUGAUCACACAUAGGUGGACACACACAGGCUUCAAACCUUACCACUGUGACAUUUGUCCAAAGGGUUUCCAACGUAAGAUGGCUCUACAAAGGCACCACAAGCGCCAGCAUGGCGUAAACUGA
Messenger RNA from Neolamprologus brichardi, 597 nucleotides. Lineage: Eukaryota; Metazoa; Chordata; Actinopteri; Cichliformes; Cichlidae. The record is from RefSeq and is a predicted model, not a curated record.